This is a messenger RNA of Entrophospora candida, 492 nucleotides long. Lineage: Eukaryota; Fungi; Glomeromycota; Glomeromycetes; Entrophosporales; Entrophosporaceae. The record is from the annotation of a GenBank genome assembly.
AGUGCACUUACUUCAGAAGAUGAUUCGGAAGAUGAUUCGGAAGAUGAUGCAAAGAAUAUAGCACUCUUGGAUGUAUAUUAUCCAGAAGAGAUUAAUUCUCGAUAUAUAAUUCGGGUCGCAGGAAAAGGCUUUACAGUAAUAGAUCAUCCUUCUGAAAUUUAUAAAAUACCGGAUGCACAUGAAUGCAUUAACGGGAACCAGCCCCUUCGUUCUAUAUUAAAUAUUGAUGCAAGACAAAAACCAGAUCCUGCAAAUCCAGAACUUCCUUCUUUAGAUGGCGAAAAAAUUACUCGUGAUGAUUUAAUGUCUCGAAUUUUAAUUGCCUGUGCGGAUGCAUUAAAUCUUAUACCGGGAUGUAUACCUAUCUUAAAGUCUUUUGCCCUAGCCAGUUCAUCAAAUAUUGAUAAAUGUAGUUGGCAUAUUAUUUAUCCCUAUGGACAAUUUAUUGACUAUAGAGAUCUCAAAGGCUUUACGGAAAAAGUCAUUGAAUUG